AUUGUGCGUGUUGCCAGGGCGGACGGGGCUGCGAACGUGUGAUCUGUUCGGCUCCUAACUUAAAAGGGAAUAUUGAUCGUAAGAGGCAUUUAAAGAGGUUCUUAGCGUUAGAGGCUUUCUGGAAACCCGUCGUGGUUCUACUUAGCCAAGUAAGGUGUGACACAGAACAUAUCCUUCGCUUUUUGGGAAUCGAAAGCGAAACAAACGACCAGACCAGUCCUUGUAAGGUGUCUUAAAAUCACUCCAAGGUUUCUCAUUAAAACUGAAGAUGCCAGUCACUUUUUCAGGGUGGCAAGUGGUGGAAGGCAGAAAGCCACUGCAUGGGGGUGAGGAGCCUAUGGGGGGGCAAGUCUACACCAUGUACCAUGGCACGCACAUCAAAAAUGCCACAACUAUCAUCACCCAGGGCUUCCAGCGCUCCCAAGAUGGUCUCCUGGGGGCUGGUGUAUACAUUAGUCGAAACAAAGAUAAAGCCAAGUGCUACCCUCUGAAGGUGGAUAAGAAAGAUAAGGUGGUCUUUAAGCUGCGGGUGAAUGUGGGCAAAGUGAAGAAGAUUGACUGCGACAACCACCCUCUACAGAAAUCCUGGCACCAGAAUGGCUAUGACUGCGCCUGGGUUCCCCCAAAGAGCAACAUCAGCAGCAUCAAAUCCGGCAGAGAAGAGGACUGUGUGUGGGACCCCAACAACAUCAAGAUUGUGGACGUGGCUUGCUGUAUGGACCGGGUCAAAUGCAAGGACCUCCGCAAGCUGAUAAAGUCCCAGAGGAUGUCAGGAGAAGAGUGCACCUACUGCCUUCAAGACAUGGGCACUGGUCCACAUCCGAUCCAAAACUGCUGGCAGUGCAACAAGUCAAUCUGCCCCUUCCAACGGAAACAUUUCUGCGAACAAAAUUGAGACUUUCCACACUGGAAAAGCCUCAUUGUUGCAAAUGGGAAUGGUUCGCACCAUACAUUUUAUCAAUUAAAUUUAUCCCACAGAAAUCAUAAAGACUGACAUAUAAUCACACUGCAUUCUGAAAUAUUGAACUGUUGUAGGCCUACUCCUAGAUGAUUAAACCUGCAUUGGGAAAUUAAGUCUUCAGAAAUAAAGAUAAUGAUAAUAACAUGAGCCUAUUGUUAUAAUCAGUUCAGAGUAAUAAUAGAAUAACCUUUUCUGCAUUUUUAUUUUCUAUUCAAAAACAGGAGAUAUUGGUGAAGCCCUGUAUUGUAUUAGACUAUGGUCCUGUAUGCAUGUCAUAAUCGUAGUGUUAAGUAUGACCGAACAAAUUAACUUGUAAAUUACAAAAAAUGCUAGUUAGGCGAUGAGUAUUUCUAUUCAAAAUAAAGCCCGACCUGUUGCUAUUCUA
Messenger RNA from Anguilla anguilla (European eel), 1346 nucleotides. It is a transcript of the gene gig2o, whose product is annotated as grass carp reovirus (GCRV)-induced gene 2o. Gene Ontology annotation, cellular component: cytoplasm. Gene Ontology annotation, molecular function: NAD+ poly-ADP-ribosyltransferase activity. Lineage: Eukaryota; Metazoa; Chordata; Actinopteri; Anguilliformes; Anguillidae. The coding region runs from base 269 to 895 and encodes 208 amino acids. The transcript has 3 exons. The record is from RefSeq and is a predicted model, not a curated record.